CUCAGGCGCGGCGGCGGGGGAGGAGGAGCGGAGCGCGCCCGGCGCGAUGUGGCAGCGGUCGGUGUGCGUGGGCCUGCUGGCCCUGGCGCUGGGCUACCUGUGCGUGCUGGGCCCCGAGCUGCCCCCCGCGGCCCUGCGGCAGCUCUCGGCCUCGCUGCUGGGGACGCUGCGCCGCGCCCGCUCGCUGGAGGCGCGCACGGUGGCGGCCUGGCAGGCGGCCAUUGUCCGCCCCGCGCGCGGCUGGGCGCGCGUCGCCGUCGGCGUCAACGCCUGCGUGGAUGUGGUUCUGUCGGGGGUGAAGCUGCUGGAGGCGCUGGGCCUGGAGCCCGCCAACGGGAGGGACCACGCGGUGCUGAGCUCCAGGCAGGACCUCAGCGAGGCUUUCAGCCACUUCAUGGAGAGAGGGGCGGCCGCCGAGCGCUUCUUCAGCGACGCCGAGGCCUUCCAGGACAUCGCACGGACGGCCUCGGAGCAYCCCACGGCACAGCUUUACGUGGGAGGAAAUGCUGCUCUCAUCGGGCAGAAGCUCGCCACAAAUCCAGACCUGAAGAUCCUCCUGUGUGGUCCCGUUGGUCCCAAGCUCCACGAUCUGCUCGAUGACAAUGUGGUUGUGCCGCCUGAGUCCAUGCAGGAGAGAGAUGAAUUCCAUCUCAUCUUGGAAUACCAAGCAGGUGAGGAGUGGGGCCGAGUGAGGGCCCCUGCUGCCAACCGCUUCAUCUUCUCCCACGACCUGUCCAACGGYGCCCUGAACAUGCUGGAGGUGUUUGUGUCCAGCCUGGAUGAAUUCCAGCCAGACCUGGUGGUGCUUUCGGGACUCCACAUGAUGGAAGGGCAGAGCAAGGAGAUGCGCCACAGACGGCUCGUGGAGGCUGUGGCCUCCAUAUCCGAUAUCCCUACUGACAUUCCCAUACACCUGGAGCUGGCCAGUAUGACUGAUCAGGAUUUUAUGAGCAACAUUAUGCAUCAGCAGGUCUUGCCCCUGGUGAACUCCAUCGGGCUGAACGAGCAGGAGCUGCUGUUCCUCACRCAGUCCGCCUCCGGGCCCCACGCCUCGCUGGCCGCCUGGAGCGGCAUUCCCGACGUGGGGAUGGUCAGCGACAUCCUCUUCUGGAUCCUCAAGGAGCACGGCAAGACGGCGGAGCGCGCCUCGGACCUGACACGSAUCCACUUCCACACGCUGGCCUACCACAUCCUGGUCACCGUGGACGGCCACUGGGGCAACCAGGCGGCGGCGGUGGCGGCCGGGGCCAGGGCUGCUGGUACCCAGGCCUGCGCCACCGACACCAUCGACACCAGCAAGGUGUUCCUCAAGGCGCCGCUCGAGUUCGUCACCUCGCACACGGAGGCGCCGGCCAAAAUCUCCCUGAACCCGGACGAGCCCGUGGUGCACUGGCACAGGGAGGGCAUCUCCUUCCACUUCACCCCCGUGCUGGUGUGCAAGGAUCCCGUCCGGACCGUGGGGCUCGGGGAUGCCAUUUCGGCCGAAGGACUGUUCUAUUCCGAAGCGUAUCCUCAGUAGGAAAGCGGGACCCUCCUUCUCCUGCGACGCCGCGCGGUCCGAGAGCCGCRGGCUGGGAUUUGAGGCGGUGGUGGGAUAGGAACGGAACCAGGGUGUGCUGUGUUUGCUGGGUAUCACUGAAAAAGAGCCAAAGAAUAAUUCCAGGUACAAACUGUCGGCUACAUUCCAGUCACUUGGCAGUGACUCGAGCGCUUCACGUGCAGGUGCAGAUGAUUCAGUAUUUAAUGUGAAAAUUGGCUUUGUCCUAAGCAGGCAGGAGGGACACAAAGACCAAAAUCCCCGGCUGGCAAAGUUUGCUGUUCGUAGCUCAGGAUGGAUCUUUUCUGGUAGUGCUGGAAAGAGCAGCAACAGGAGAAUUUCCUGCCCCUGGAUCCCAGGGAGAGCACAGCAGUGCCUGGCCCUGCCUGGCCUCUGUUAAAUUGGAAAUAAAAGGCUGGUGGGUUAUCUCCUCCCAGCACAUUGCAAACCUUGCUUGGGGUGAGGAUGGAAUCAUUGCCUGGUGAAAUCACCUCGCUGUGUCCCCAGCCCCAGAAGGAGCCAUGGUCCCAAAAUGUGACACAGACUGAACCUACUGCAGGCUGCACAGGUGAUUCUGGAUAUUGGUGACUAAAGGUGUUCGACUGAGCCCCGGCAAUCUGUGCUUAAGGUUUUURAAAACUAGGAGUGAAGAUAAUCAGGGUUUCUGUUUGGGGGACAGCUCUGRUUCCCUGCCAGGGAACCCCCAAACGGUUCCUUGCGUUUGCUGUUCACUAAAUACCUUCUCUGCUAACAGCUGGUGUGUUACAGAAAAGCUCUGGAGCACUGGAGAUGCAUUUUUUGGUUUGAGAAUGAUUGUGCCAAAUUCUUCAGUCUCCCCGCCUUCUGUUAGGAAAGGUUAAUAUAUUGGAGAAGGUCCCUCUGGAAGCUCUAGAGCUGCAACAGCAUUUUCCAGGUAAGACUGAAGUAAAGAGGCCUUUUUAGGGUUUGAUGUUGGGGUUUUUUUUUAAUAGGUCACUGAUAGUUACUUUGCUCUGGCCUUUGACAUUAAAAAAGCAGAACCAUGUGUCCUUGUUAAAUACUUUGCUUCUAUUUUUUUUUUACCUUUUCACAGUCACACGCUCAGAAUUGCAGAGCACCAGCACGCUUUGCUCUCUUUCCAGCAUGUUUUUUUUGUCUCUGGCCACUUCAGGAGCUGGGAGUGUCUGUGCACAGCUCUCAAGGCAGUUUUCAGCAGAGCUGGGUUCAGUGCAAUCAGCCUGUGCCUCAGCAGARCUCGGGGAGGUUGUUCCAGGUCAGUGUGUGCACCUGAAUGGAGCGAGGAGAGUCUGCUCAGGGUGGAGCCAUGAGUUGCAGUAACUCAGCUGCUGUCAGGAGUGUUCUCCUGUUGGGASAACCAUCCUGACUGCUCUGCAGGGAUGAGAAUUGGCAGCUGUUGUACUCACACUGACUCAGCACRCAAUGCUGUCUGCCAUGUGUGUUCAGCUUUCCCCAGAGCAAAGCCUUCUGUGUUGCACAGAGCAAACGUGCACUCAGUGCUGUGUCUUCCUGCAGCUCAUCCCACCCUGAGCUUCMCUCAAGUCUCAGCUUUUUAUCCAGGUGCAGGAUCUUCUUAAGACUGGAAGUAUUUAUACACAGAUUUAUUAUUUUUGUUACUAUUAUUAUUAUUAUCAUURAUUAACUGUAGCACAGGACUUGGAGUCCUGGUKUAGUCUUCCUAAACUGAAAAUAAAUGACCCUCUCCUUUCAGCUGUCUUGGAGGUCCAGGGCCAUUGGCAAGGCUCUUUUGCAGCCUGGGCUGGUGGCCUUUGGCACUCCACUCCUAGGGCCACCAAAGGCCGGGGAUCUGCCAGCUGGAAAUGAUCCUUGGCUUACGCUGGGUCCCACUUUCCUGACCCUGGGCCAAACUCUGUGGAUUCUCGAGCUGGAAACGAAACAAAACUAAAUAYACACAAGCUGUCACCAGCAAUGGCCCUGCUGCUGUGUUUCACUUCUUUCUUCCCAAAACACUUCCAGGGAUGUGAGACUGCUGGGACUGACWUUCCUUAUGGCCACUUACAACCACGAGACUGCACUUACAGACCUUUGAGGGUCAGCUGUGCUUACAUUGAACAGGAACAUGACAGGCCAAAAUCAGCUUUUAAAAAUCUACUUCAAGUAAAUAAUUGCUGUAAAAAAUUACAAAAAAAAA
This is a messenger RNA of Malurus melanocephalus (red-backed fairy wren), 3686 nucleotides long. RefSeq names its product ADP dependent glucokinase (gene ADPGK). Bases 47 to 1519 code for a protein of 490 amino acids. The record is from RefSeq and is a predicted model, not a curated record. The transcript is spliced from 7 exons. NCBI's taxonomy places the organism in Eukaryota, Metazoa, Chordata, Aves, Passeriformes, Maluridae. Gene Ontology annotation, molecular function: ADP-specific glucokinase activity. Gene Ontology annotation, biological process: glucose metabolic process. Gene Ontology annotation, cellular component: endoplasmic reticulum.